This is a messenger RNA of Haliotis rubra (blacklip abalone), 1915 nucleotides long. Its product is annotated as centromere protein N-like. Gene Ontology annotation, biological process: chromosome segregation; CENP-A containing chromatin assembly. Lineage: Eukaryota; Metazoa; Mollusca; Gastropoda; Lepetellida; Haliotidae. The record is from RefSeq and is a predicted model, not a curated record.
UUUUGUUGUAAAUAUUGCGGCGCCGAUUUCAACGAUUUAUAUGUACGAAACACUUGCGCAUCUAUCAUGUUUAAGCUAAUUCCUAGAUAACUGGACUCGCCAUACUAAUGGAUAAACAGAUAAUUUUUCGAGUUAUUUGUCGUUGUAUCAAAAAUGACAUUAUUGACACUUGUAGGAAGUGGAAUUUUCUCUCUGACGGAUCUUUGCAGCAGCUGAAUCUCAAGAAACCAAAAAUUCGGAUUGCAGAGGAUGUGUACGAAAGUUGUCAAGAAGAAGAUGUUGACAUUGAGGCUGCUGGAGAUCUUGAUCUUAUCUACAGCCAGAUCCAUUCAGAGGGCAGAAAAUGGAAUGUUUGUGAACUCCGAGGUCAAGACAAGGACCAUUUCAUCUCCAAUCCAAAGACUUUCAGGAAGCUGAUAAUGUCCAAAAUGAAACUGUAUUUCGAUGAAGUGCAUGUGAAUGUGAACAUGUUUGGUGGUGCCCUCUGGAGUCGAGUUCACAUCGUAGACAUGAAGCACCCUACAGUGUACAAGCCCAACGACGUUGUCUACAUGGUGCACUACCCCAAGACACAGUAUGUCGUCCUCUCCCGGAUAAAGGCCAAAGAUGAAGACAACUUUAUUGAGGCCCUGCUACCAGUGUUCAAGACAGACGAGGUUCACAGUCUCCAGCUGGUGGGAAGUCACGUCUCAUCCUUGGUAGAACUGGCUCUCAACAAGCACAGCCAGGUAAGGGAUCAUUUGGAAAGUACAGGAGCAUUGAGGAGAGGGAAAAUCCGCUUACAAGAAAAUCUCACAGAAAACGUAAAGCAUCAUCUGAACCUGAAAAAGAAUUUAACAAGCGACUCCCGAGAUGAGAAUGAAGACGAGAAGAAACAGCGGACUGAGUCGCUUGACCACACGUUCGGGACAGCUGACCAGCCAACCCUGGAGAAGCUAGAGUACAAGAUGGAUGUAAAAUUUCGGGGAACUAAACUUGUGCCCAUGAUGGCCAACAAGGAUGGACCGUUUCGCUGCCGCAUCAAGUUCGAAGGGCCAUCAGUGCUGGAGGGCAUCCGGAACCUGGGCAAGGCUGGCCUAGCCUCACUGCCACUGCCGUCGCAUCUCGCCAAGGUCAACUCACUGGCCAAAAACUUCUUUGUUAUUCGGGACAAGUCUGCAAUGAAUAAAAGCCAAACUUGAACUACUGUGUGGUUGUAAUAAUGGAAAAAUCUUAAUAACAUUGUCAUUUGUUGUGUCAAGUACUAUUUUGUGUUCAACAAGGUGAAACUGAUAGAUGUAUUAGAUUCUAAUGUAUGAUUAUGAUAAUGAAUAUGACAAUAGUAUUUUUGUAAACAUCAACAUGUAGUAGACUAAUUUAAUCAAAAUUCAGUCUUAAACUUGUUCACAAUGAUGUGUAACUUUACUAUUUUGUUCUUUGUGUCAAAAGUGGUUAGAAAGUAGGUUACUAGAAACUCUUGUUUAUAAAAAUUCUUUGUCCAUUUGAAAAUAAAAUUGUUUGUUUAAAAAACAAAUGUUCAUAAGGAUUCCUUCAUGUAAAUUUGUUUUUACAUCCUGAUUUGGUUUUAUCUACAAUGUAGAUUUUAUCAAAUUGCAAAAGACAUGCUUGAUUUUACAUCUAAUGCCCUAAAGAGGAUUGUGAAAAGAAAAUUAUUUGGUUUCCUGUCUCACGUAAGGUAUUUUAACUUAUGCUUCUUGCUACCUGGCGUAGAUCUUUGUUCUGUAAGGAACAAUAUUUUAUCUUGAAAUUUUAAGUUUAAAAUUGAAUUUAGCAAUUCAACCUGAUUUUUUAAAUUGUUCUUGCUUGCUGUUGCCUCCAACUGGCUACAAUGUGGGCAGAUAAUAAAUGAUGUAUCAGAUGUUUUGUUUUGUUGAGUGUAUGUUUUGUUAAUAUGGAAUAAACAUUCUAAACAAAU